Ananas comosus (pineapple) is the source of this 1576-nucleotide messenger RNA. Its product is annotated as ribonuclease E-like. The coding region runs from base 387 to 1100 and encodes 237 amino acids. Lineage: Eukaryota; Viridiplantae; Streptophyta; Magnoliopsida; Poales; Bromeliaceae. The record is from RefSeq and is a predicted model, not a curated record. The transcript has a single exon.
CAACUCUUCUUCUCUCCGUAUUGUAAUAUAGCCCCGUGUGACGCCUCGUCUCUCGUUUCUUCAAUCCCCCAGCCUCCCCCCUCCACGGCUCCACCUUACAUCUUCCAUCCCCAAAAGCAAAAAAGAAGAGAAGCAGACCGCCCAGCAGCGCGUCCCCAUCCAUCUGUCCGUCCGUCCGUCCGUCCGUCAGUCCUUCUGUCCCCGACAAAAACCGCCGAGCCGAAAGUCCGACUCCCACCUACCACUCCUUUCCUUUCUCACCAACCUCUCCUAAACCCUCCUCAUCUCCCCUCCCCCUGCAGCCUACCCAAAACCCAACCAUCAUAACCACCUUCAUUUCUUUUCAAACGGUUGGUGGCAGACGCAGACGCAGACUCCGAAAAGCGAUGAAAAAGCUCUACCACGGGAAGGCCGGCCGUCGGGUCCACCCGUCCGCUCCCCCGCCGCCGCCGUCGGCGUCCCCAAAAUUUCUGAUUCAGCUGGCAGCCCUCCCCGCCGCCGUCCUGGCCCUGGCGGCCGCCCUCUCUCCCGAGGAGCAAGAAGUCCUCGCCUACCUCCUCUCCGGCGGCGGCGAAGGAGGAGGAGGAGGAAAAGGGCGGCGCCGCCGGCGCGGCGGAGGCGCCGUGCUCCACCCGCCGGAGCUGGGCUGCGGGUGCUUCGCCUGCUACAAGAGCUUCUGGGCGCGGUGGGACGCGUCGCCGAACCGCCACGUGAUCCACCGCAUCAUCGACGCCGUCGAGGAGCAGGCCCUCGAGCCCCGCCGCGGGCGCCGCCGCCGCGGGAAGUGCGGCAGCGCGCAGCAGCAGCAGCAGCCGCUGGAGGCGGCGGCUGCGGAGGAGGACGGCGUUGAGGAGACAGCGGCGGCGGCCGAGGAGAAGGGGAUUGCGAUCGCCGAUGAUGAGCACGAUGGCGACGAUGAUGGGGACGAUGAAGAUGACGACGAUGAUGCCGAUGAUGCCGAUGAAGAAGAAGAAGAAGAAGACGAAGAAGAAGAAGGAGAAGAAGGGGUUGGUGGGGGGCUUAGCAACGGUGAUGGUGAGAGCAAGAGCACGGUGAGGAAGUUUGUGAGUUUUAUUGUGGACAGGGUUUGGGGAAACUGAAAACCUAAAGCUGAUGAUGAUGAUGAUGAUGAUGAUGAUGGUAGAAGAUGGAAAUUAGAAUUGAAGUUUUUCCUGGUUUGGAGAUCAAGAAGGUCAGUUUCUUCUUCUUCUUCUUCUUCUUCUUCUUCUUUUUCCACCCACUUUAAUUUCUCUCCCUUGUUCUUUCUUUCUUUCUUUCUUUCUUUCUUUCUUUGGCUAAUUUUGGCAAGAAGAGGAGAGUUGCAAGUCGCAACUCCUUUCUCCUCUCUGUUGUGUAAUAUAUUUAGAUCCUGCUGGCUGAAAUUAGAGAAAUAAUUAAUUCAUGCCUACUUUUGCAAUCUAAGUUGCCUUUUUGAUCCUUGUAAAAAAAGGGGGGGGAUUGGAAAGCUUUUUCUAUCUAAUCUAAUUUUGGUGAGGAGAGUUGUAGCUCCUCUCUGUUUUUGUAAUAUAUUUUUCUGCUGGCUGAAAUAAGAAAAUUCAGGCCUACUUUGCUCCAA